Oppia nitens is the source of this 869-nucleotide messenger RNA. RefSeq names its product U2 small nuclear ribonucleoprotein A'-like. Gene Ontology annotation, cellular component: U2 snRNP. The transcript has a single exon. Gene Ontology annotation, molecular function: protein binding; U2 snRNA binding. Bases 2 to 805 code for a protein of 267 amino acids. Lineage: Eukaryota; Metazoa; Arthropoda; Arachnida; Sarcoptiformes; Oppiidae. Gene Ontology annotation, biological process: mRNA splicing, via spliceosome. The record is from RefSeq and is a predicted model, not a curated record.
CAUGAAGUUGACGCCCGAACUGAUCGAAAGCGGCUAUCAGUAUAUAAACCGCGCGACCAGAGAUCGCGAACUGGAUCUUCGGGCCUACAAAGUGACGGUCAUCGAGAACUUGGGCGCAACGCUGGACCAGUUUGACAGUAUUGACUUCUCCGACAACGAUAUCCGCAAAUUGGAUGGAUUUCCUCUAUUGAAUCGACUGAAGACGCUGUUGCUUAAUAACAACCGGAUCAGUCGUAUCGGCGAUUCAUUGCACGAAUCGUUGCCACACUUAGAGUCACUGAUACUGACCGGCAAUCACAUGCAAGAGUUAGGCGACAUCGAGCCAUUGGCCAAAUGCGAUAAACUGACCACAUUGUCACUACUGAACAAUCCGGUGACCACCAAAAAACAUUACCGAUUAUACGUAAUUCAUAAGCUGCCGACCGUACGACUGUUGGACUUUCGUAAAGUUAAACUUCGGGAACGCGAUGAGGCCAAACAAUUGUUUAAAGGAGACAAAGGCCGUAAAUUGGAGUCAGAGAUCGGUGUCAAAUCCAAGACGUUUGUACCGGGCGGUGGUGACGAGCAAAUCGCCACUAAAGAGUCAACUCGACCCGUACACACGGCAGCCGAUGUAGAGGCCAUUAAAGCUGCUAUCGCUAAGGCGCAGACACUUGAAGAGAUUGAACGGUUGAACCAAUUGUUGAAAUCGGGUUACAUUCCCGGCAAAAGUGAUGUCAAUAAUCAACGAAAUGAUAACAAAACAUCGCAACAACAGGUGGUCGAAGAGGAAGAUGACGACGAUAUGGAUACUAAUACCAAUUGAUUCAAUGAUUUAUCGAUAUUUUCAUUUAAAAUUUUCAUUUAUCAUUAAAACCGACAAUACAUUU